AUGGGAAAGCCCACAGGGAAGAAGAAGGAUAUCGCUAAUCCGGGUGCUGCAAAUUCACACGCCAAACCUGCGAAGUCUUCCAAAGCUUUCGAUGAAGAUACGGCAAUGUUCAUCAACAUGUCACAAGAGUUCAGGGAAGAAGGUAACAAGUUGUUUCAGAAGAAGGACCACGAAGGCGCCAUGCUCAAGUACGAGAAGGCACUGAAGCUGCUUCCGAAGAACCACAUUGAUGUCGCACAUCUUCAUACCAACAAGGCCACGUGUUACAUGCAAUUGGGUCUCGGGGAAUACCCUCGAGCCAUUCACGAAUGCAAUUUGGCGCUGGAAGUGUCUCCACGGUACAGCAAAGCUCUUCUGAAAAGAGCCACGUGUUAUCGUGCGCUCAAUCGCUUCGAUUUGGCACUCAGGGAUGUCAAUCUUGUUUUGAGCGUGGAGCCGAAUAAUCUCGCGGCGUUGGAGUUUCUUGAGAGUCUUACAAAGUCAACGGAAGAAAAGGGGGUUUCUGUUGAUGAUAAAGGGGUGGCUUUUGAUACUACCAUUUAUCGCACUCCUUCUCCUUCUGCGCAAAAACUGAACAAAAAGAGAGGUAAAAAAAUUGAGGACAAGAUGGUUGUGAAGGAAAAAGUGGGUGUUAUUGUAGAGGAUAAAAAGGUGGUUUCAAAAACAAUUGGGCAAGAAAGAAAGGUGGUUUCAAAAACAAUUGAGCAAGGAAAAAAUGUGGUUUCAAAAGCAAUUGAGCAAGAAGAAAAGGUGGUUUCAAAAGCAAUUGAGCAAGAAGAAAAGGCGGUUUCAAAAGUAAUUGAGCAAGAAGAAAAGGUGGUGGAAGUCGAAUCUGUGGAGGAAGAAACACCCGUCACGAUCACAAGGAGCGUGAAGUUGGUAUUUGGAGAAGAUAUAAGGCGGGCUCAGUUACCCGUGAAUUGUAGUGCGAAGUUGGUGAGGGAUAUAGCUAAGGAUCGGUUUCCUGGUUUGAAGGGGGUUCUUGUCAAGUAUAAGGAUAAAGAAGGUGAUUUGGUUACGAUCACUACUACAGAUGAACUAAGGUUAGCUGAAAAGUCUGUUCCUGAAAAGGCAUCGUUUAGGCUUUAUAUUACUGAGGUCAGUCCAGAUCAAGAACCUGCUUAUGAUGGAACAACAACUAAUGGGGAUGAGGUGCAAAGGGACGGUGGAAAACUAAAUGAUGAUUUUGAGAAUGGGGGUAUGGAAGAAGGCAGAGAUGAAGAUGCUGCAAGAAAGAUGAUUACUGUGGAGGACUGGCUUCUCCAGUUUGCAAGGCUGUUCAAGAACCAUGUAGGGUUUGAGUCUGAUUCUUAUCUAGAUACUCAUGAGUUCGCGAUGAAGCUGUAUGGAGAAGCGAUCGAGGAUACGGUAGCAAGCAAUGAUGCUCAAGAACUUUUUGGAAUUGCUGCUGAUAAAUUUCAAGAGAUGGCUGCCUUGGCAUUGCUUAAUUGGGGAAGUGUUCAAAUGUCCAGGGCAAGGAACCAGGGUUUCUUUUCCGAGGAUGGGGCCACAGAAUCUUCCUUGGAGCAUAUAAAAGCUGCAUAUGAGUUGGCACGAACGGAGUACAAGAAAGCAGAAAUGAGAUAUGAAGAAGCCUUGAAAAUCAAACCUGACUUCUAUGAAGGAUAUCUUGCUCUUGGGCAUCAGCAAUUUGAGCAAGCAAGGCUGUGCUGGUGUUAUGCAUUAGCAUGCAAGGAAUCAGAUGCUGGCUUUUCUGAUGAGGUUCUACAACUUUAUAACAAGGCAGAGGAUAGCAUGGAGAAAGGCAUAUUGAUGUGGGAGGAGAUGGAGGAGCAGCGUCUGAAUGGAAUAUCCCAAUCAGAUAAAUAUAAAGAACAGUUAGAGAAAAUGGGCUUGGAUGGUCUUUUCAAAGAUGUUUCUGAUGAUGAAGCUUCAAAGCAAGCUAGAAAGAUGAGAUCUCAGAUACACCUUUUAUGGGGAACCUUGUUGUAUGAACGUUCUGUGGUGGAAUAUAAGCUUGGCCUUCCCACAUGGGAGGAAUGUUUGGAGGUUGCAGUUGAAAAGUUUGAACUAGCUGGAACUUCUGCAACAGAUAUUGCUUUUAUUGUAAAGAAUCACUGCUCAAAUGAAACAGCACUUGAAGGGUUCAAAAUUGAUGAGAUAGUACAGGCAUGGAAUGAGAUGUAUGAUGCUCAGGGGUGGCAGUUUGGUGAUCCAUCAUUUCGACUUGAACCAUUGUUUCGUCGGCGUGUUCCUAAACUCCAUUCCAUCUUGGAGCAGUUUUAA
Sphenostylis stenocarpa is the source of this 2247-nucleotide messenger RNA. The record is from the annotation of a GenBank genome assembly. NCBI's taxonomy places the organism in Eukaryota, Viridiplantae, Streptophyta, Magnoliopsida, Fabales, Fabaceae.